Contarinia nasturtii (swede midge) is the source of this 601-nucleotide messenger RNA. RefSeq lists its product as uncharacterized. NCBI's taxonomy places the organism in Eukaryota, Metazoa, Arthropoda, Insecta, Diptera, Cecidomyiidae. The record is from RefSeq and is a predicted model, not a curated record. The transcript has 3 exons. The coding region runs from base 25 to 564 and encodes 179 amino acids.
AUUCCGAAAAAUUGACACGAAACCAUGAGAAUUUUUCAAACAACGCGAAAAAUCUAUGAAGAGUUGGGCAUAUAUCAGCCUAAAGCAUUUGAAAAUCAUUCGAUAAGUGUCCAUUUUUGGGCCGCAUUUAUUGUAAUGGUGAUAACAUUCAUAUUGACAUCGAUGGGCUAUCUGAUCGAAGCACAAACCUUUGAAGAAUUUUUCGAUUGUUUUUAUGGAAUAAGUACAUCGUUUACGUGGCUAUCAUUUUUAAUUGUAAUCAUUUUGAAGGCAUCUAUCAUGUUCAAGUUCAUUGAGGAACUCGAAGCAGCAAUCGAAAAAAGAAUAGAGAAUCCGGUAUCCAAGGCCAUUUAUGAAGAGGCGAAUGAAAAGACCGAGAAAUGGACAAAAUUUAUUGAAUUUUUAGUAAUGAAAGUGACACUUGCUAGCGUUCCCACCUCGUUUCUCGUCAUAUGCUACUAUCUCUACUUUGCAACUGAUUUAGGAAAUGAAGCAUUUCGCUUGUCAUUUCUUAUGUGGUUUCCGUUUGAUUGGAAGGAUCCAAUUUGGUUGCCUUUACUAUAAUUGCUGUCAUGUGUUAUUACGUUGACCUUAUCAUUAC